GUCCCCGAUCUUUUAGAGUCAUGUGCGGCAGACUGAAGUAGUCCCGCUACCCGCCCGGUGCCCCCUAUCCUCUGACCGCCUCCGCUCCUGCCCCAUGGGGGGGAAGCAGAGCUCGGCCUCCCGCUCUCGAGGCCCUUUCCCCGGGGUCUCCUCGGAUGACUCGGCCGUGGCUCCCACCUCUCACUUCGGACAUUACCGGCCCGGGGGCGCCAUGGGACUGCGGAGCCGCUCGGUCAGCUCGGUGUCCGGCCUGGACCCUCCUGCCUCCGGCCUCCCGUUCGGCCUGUACAGGCCUGAGUCCGACAGAGGGGGCAGCUCGGGGGCGGAGGAGGGCCGGGGGGGCCUGUUCCUCGGAUCCAGAGCCUCCCUGACUGACAGCUUGCAGCUGGCCCCAAGAUGGAUCGGGGCCCAAAGCGGGUUCCGCUGCCCCAUUUGCUCCAAGUCGGUGGCGUCUGACGAGAUGGAGAUGCACUUUAUUAUGUGUUUGAGCAAACCGCGGCUGUCUUAUAACGAUGAUGUGUUGACGAGGGAUGCCGGCGAGUGCGUUAUCUGCCUGGAGGAGCUGACCCAAGGGGACACGAUAGCCCGGCUGCCCUGUCUGUGCAUUUACCACAAAAGCUGUAUAGACUCCUGGUUUGAGGUGAACAGGUGUUGUCCCGAGCACCCCUCCGACUGACCCGCGGCCCACCUGGAUGGCUUUCAGGUACGUCGAUGUCCGGCACUUGGGCU
Spea bombifrons (plains spadefoot toad) is the source of this 729-nucleotide messenger RNA. It is a transcript of the gene ZNRF1, whose product is annotated as zinc and ring finger 1. The coding region runs from base 95 to 676 and encodes 193 amino acids. The record is from RefSeq and is a predicted model, not a curated record. The transcript is spliced from 4 exons. NCBI's taxonomy places the organism in Eukaryota, Metazoa, Chordata, Amphibia, Anura, Pelobatidae.